This is a messenger RNA of Colletotrichum phormii, 890 nucleotides long. RefSeq lists its product as uncharacterized. The record is from RefSeq and is a predicted model, not a curated record. Lineage: Eukaryota; Fungi; Ascomycota; Sordariomycetes; Glomerellales; Glomerellaceae. Bases 99 to 677 code for a protein of 192 amino acids. The transcript has a single exon.
GGCGGGUGGCAGCCGACCAAUGAGAGAAUUACUGUGUGUCAACGCCGACCACUCAGCGACGAGACCGGCGAAUUCUCGUUGUUCGUAGUGUUCGGACGAUGGGAAAUGACGACUUCUCGCAUGCGAUUGAAGGAGAAAAGUCGACGAGGAAAACCAGCGAGUUCGUGGUUGAAAACGACAGAGGGUUGACCUUCGCAGGCGGCCGAUCGAGAUGGGUCUGGUCCAUGGACUGCCGGUGUGGAAUGCGGACAUCGAAUGUCGUCGGAGCAGCCGACCGCAAAAAUCUUGGGCCGUGGUGGUGCUGCCGUGCCUCCUUUGCCGGCCGCUGCCGCUGCUCCUCCUUGCCCGAUCCCGGCGACCUAGUAGGCGAGCCGAUUCUGCAGAGUCUUGGUCUGGUCAAUCAACAAGAGGAACACCACACAACCGAUUCAUCCACACUCCCCAUCCCCGCCGGGCCGGCGCCCAAACCCAACAUGGCUGCUCCAUCCACAUUUUCCAGAAUCCAACAUUGCGGCACUAGCCCUCGGGUUGGGACCCAAACAGCAAUUGUCCGCCCUGGACGGGGUACCUUUGACUGCACCUCAUGUUCGCAGCGUCCCCAUGUCACUGCCGCGGCUCUCCACCGAGUAAGCUUGUCAGCUGUCACACACUUCACCGAGGUCAACGACACCUCGUGAAGUUACACAUCGUUGCCCGUCAACUGGAGUCGCGAAUGACAAGAGAGGGAAAGGUGCUUAGCAGUCAAGGGCACCGCGAUAGCUGAGGAGCUCCUCGAGAGAUUAACGCCAGUCUUUAAGGAGACCUUGGAACCGACACGGCUCCUGAGAGAAUUCAAUUAUUCUGCACUUGUGCUUCAACCAAUCAGCGCCCAGCGAUAAGCCAACAAUGCA